Molecule: messenger RNA, 2875 nt
Organism: Stomoxys calcitrans (stable fly)
Lineage: Eukaryota; Metazoa; Arthropoda; Insecta; Diptera; Muscidae
Product: paired box protein Pax-6
Exons: 5
Coding region: 542-2398 (618 amino acids)
Biological process (GO): regulation of transcription by RNA polymerase II; anatomical structure development
Molecular function (GO): RNA polymerase II cis-regulatory region sequence-specific DNA binding; DNA-binding transcription factor activity, RNA polymerase II-specific
Source: RefSeq, a predicted model, not a curated record
GGGCACUAAUGAGUGAAUAAGCGGUGAGCGAAAGCAACGGACAGUUCGACUCAAAAGAAGAAACCAGAGUGAACAUCUCAGUCUGAUUACUGGUGGUUUCGUGUUUGGAUCGUGAUUGCGCUUCAAUUUUUUUUUUUAAUUUUGACGACGGAAAAUCGGAAAGGAGAACAUGUUUCACAACUCGUUUCAUUGGGGCUCUUUUUGUGUUAAUGACGAUUUGAAUUACUUAUGUGUCCCAUAAAUAAGUGAACGGAAAGAUACAUAUAUACAGAAAUUCUCUCGAAAUUAAGGCAGAAGUCCCAAACUGAAGUGCAUGAAAAUAAAUAAAUAAAUAAAUAAAAUAAUAACAAUAAAGACGGUAGUGCGCAUUGAGUCAAAUUAUUAAAGAAGUGAUACUACACAUGCGGGCACCCUUCCUGAACGGUUUAUACGGAAUUGAAUUAUAUUUUCGCACAUUAAUACAAUUGAAAAGCACCAAUAAGUGAAAACGCCGGGAAAAAGAUUGCGCUUUACUUUGGAAAAGCGAAAAAAAUAAAUUGUCAUGUUGAUUGAAUCGGGUAUCAAUCGAGAUUUUGGACCUAUUGCACCAGCCAGCUUUAACAUACCAGCACACUGGAAAAUGGAUCCACCCAGAAUACCCACACUCAAUGCCCCCGCCGCUGGAAGUGUCGGUGGAUCGAUGCCACCUUUACAUCCAAAUGUGGGACUAGUUUCUUCCGGACAAAUGCCAGGAUCUGCUAUGUUUACGGGCGGAGCCAAUUGCCAACCAUCACCCAGCACGCUCAGUGCUCUGGUAUCUCAACAACGACUGCUGGAACUAUCACGAUUCAGUGGUUUGCGAGGAUAUGAUAUCGCACAACAUAUGCUGACACAACAGGGUGCGGUAUCCAAGUUAUUGGGUUCCUUACGUCCACCUGGCCUAAUUGGUGGCUCAAAGCCAAAAGUUGCGACCCCAACCGUUGUUUCCAAGAUCGAACAAUACAAGCGCGAGAAUCCAACGAUAUUUGCUUGGGAGAUACGAGAGCGGCUAAUAUCUGAAGGUGUUUGUACAAAUGCAACAGCUCCCUCGGUGUCAUCCAUCAAUCGCAUAUUGCGAAAUCGUGCGGCGGAACGGGUAGCAAAUGAAUUUGCUCGUACUGCGGCCUAUGGCUUAUAUCCUCCACAUCCAUAUGGAGGAUUUUCAUGGCAUCCUGCUGCUGCUGCGGCAGCCGCUACUACAAGUGGUACAAGCCCACAUUUUUGGUCGCCAGCUAUGAGUGCGGGAGCUGCUUUGGCGCCGAUACCAUCUGUGAGUCAUGCGGCGACCACAGUUCCUAACAACAGCACAAACAGAGCAAUUUCUCCAAGUUCGGGCAGCCAUGAUACUCUGGAAUCUCCUGAUGAUAGCCGACAUGUUGAUUCAGACUAUUUGGACGAUGACGACGAACCCAAAUUCCGACGUAAUCGUACCACAUUUACCCCUGAUCAGCUUGAAGAGUUGGAGAAGGAGUUCGAUAAAAGUCACUACCCUUGUGUAAGCACUAGAGAACGUUUGUCCAGCCGUACUUCAUUGAGUGAGGCUAGAGUACAGGUAUGGUUUUCAAAUCGCAGGGCAAAGUGGCGUCGGCAUCAACGUAUGAAUCUGCUAAAGCGACGCUCUAGUCCCAUAAGUAAUUCUUCAGCAGCUCACUACUCUCAGCAAUCGUUGGAAACAUGCAGCAAUCAUACUUCUGCAUCUCCUACCCCUAGCACCAAUAGCAAUGCAUCGACUUGUCCCAAUGAUCAACCGCCAAUGGCCACGCAACAACUCCAAACAGCUCCACCAAUUUCCGAUGUUUCCCAUUCACAAGGUCCACAGCCCAGCCUAGCGGUUCAACCCACUACAUUGCCUGCUCACAUACCACCUAUGCACACGCACCAUCCAGAUCCACAAUCGGCAGCAGCGGCCUUACUGCUCAAUCACUAUCAUCAGCAACAUCAGCAAUUGGCUAAAGGCCAAUCGCCGACUCUAAGUAUGUCCUCAGCUUCCUUUGGGGUGUUGGGUAAUGAGUCGCAUCAGCAAUUGGCAGCAGCGAUAGCAACGGGAUCGCCUACACUUUCUAUGGGCGGAGAACACAGUGCAUUUCGAUCCCUGGUCAACACACCCUCUGCAGCGGCAUUUGCGUUAGGGUUGGCAAGACAAUACGCUGUAGCCGCCUCUUUAUCUGCUGCAGACCAUGAUAAUCAUAAUGCAGCUCCUAGUGAACAUAUCUCAAAGCCGGUUUCGGUGAAUGACUCCGAUUCCGACGAAGAGGAAAUAAAUGUCCAUGACGACUCCAACGAUGCCGAGACUAGUUUCUACGCUUCAGCUUCUGGCUCUGGUUCUGAAGCCAAUCAGCAGGCUAGGGCUCCCAUUCAACUUGUAAAGCAUGAGCGUUGAUCGCAGGGUGCCGGUGAUGUUUACCAUGGUGCUAUCAACCCAGUGUAACACAAUUGUUAAUGUGCAAUCAUACGCUUACCAACGAUAUCUUUACCAAAGUUUUUCAAGACUUAACAAAUACCUACAUUCAAAUCAUACGAUGCCACAGGCUUCUGGUAGUUAUACGCGAACGCCAAAUCCUGUUCUGCUUGUGAAGUCUUCAAGGCACUCUUAUUCAAUCAUACCUCACUUCUAACUUUAUUACUACUCUAGGAUCCGUGAGAUUGUCCAUAGCUACACAGCUGAGGUGGAGACGGAGGUUCUUCCCAAUCAACUACAUUUUGACGACUUAGAUGCAAUCACAUCAACGAUGUACAGUAGAAUACGAUGGUUUAAACUAGGAAUAAUUAAUUUAAAUUUUCCCUCCUACUACUUCUUCAUUAUCUAGCAAUUAUAACAUAAAUAAAUCCAAUGCAUAUCAGAUUUUUCAAAUUCAAA